Molecule: messenger RNA, 1501 nt
Organism: Suricata suricatta (meerkat)
Lineage: Eukaryota; Metazoa; Chordata; Mammalia; Carnivora; Herpestidae
Gene: LCN9
Product: lipocalin 9
Exons: 8
Coding region: 1-825 (274 amino acids)
Molecular function (GO): small molecule binding
Source: RefSeq, a predicted model, not a curated record
AUGAAGUGCUUGUUCGCUGAUGGAAUGAGGAGCUCCGGGGACGGGUCCGAAAUCCGCAGAGGAGACGCUCGCCAAACGUGUUGUCUGACGCGGCGUCGCCGGCGCCACAGGGCCCCCGACAGGCAAGGGCGGACAGGCCCCUUCCAUGGGGUCAGCUGCGUGCACGUGGAGGACGGGUCGGGAGGACAGGCCGUGCCGGGGGCAGAGGGGCAGAAACCACAGGGCAGGAGGGGGCAUAAAGGCAGGGGGCCGCGGGCGAGGCCGCCACCAGAGACCACGGCUCUGCUCCUGCUGACCCUGCAGCUGAGCCGCGUCUCCGCCCAGGAGCUCAGCCCCCGAGCCGUCGUGCAGAAGAACUACAACAUGACCAAGGUGUCAGGGACCUGGGAUUCGGUCUCCACGGCCUCGGACGACAUGAAGCGGAUCGAGGAAAACAGGGACCUGAGGCUCUUCAUACAGAACAUCGAGAGCUUGCAGGAUGGGGAGCUGAGGGUGCACGAGGAGUGUGAGCACGUGGCCGUGGUCUGCAAGCGGACGGGGAAGGAAGGGGAAUACAGCAUCUACUAUGAGGGGGACAAUGCGGUGCUGCUCUCGGAGACUGACUACAGACUGUACGCCACCUUCUAUCUCCGGAACAUCAGGAACGGGACAGAGACCACAGUCCUGGCACUCUAUGGCCGGGUGCCGGACCUGCGUCCCAGCUUCCUGGACAGAUUCGAAAGCGUCUGCAGGAAGCACGGGCUGGGCCCACAGAACACUGUCAGCCUCAGCGACCAAGGAAGUAGAGGACACUCCCGGCCCCCGGCCUGCAGAACCACUGGCUAACCCGAAGGUCUCCUUUCAAGAUUCUUACCUCGGUCACAUCCACAAAGACCCGUUGCGCAUAAGGCCACACGCACAGGUUCUGGACAUUGGGACUGGAACACGGGCCUACUUGGGGGACCACGGCUUCCUUCUCUGAGCUGUCCUCUCUCCAGGGCCCGUGUCCCAGUGCAGGUCGCCCCCUCCUUCCCAGGGCCUGGUCCCCAGAGGCGCCUCAUCUGGGGAGCGAGGGCCCUGAGGCACCUCGGGUAGGGGUGUCGGGUGGAAGGUGACCCCCACGGAGAGGGACAGGCGCUGACAGCCAUCCCUCAGAGAUCAGUAGUUGUGCGGCUGGGACACGCACCCCACGUGGGCGGACACGCAGGGUCCCCGCUGAUCCGUGGCUAUUCCGUGGACGACACGUGGUGGCCCAGGGUGUUCACCUGAGAACUUAGGAAAUUCGCACACACGACCUGGACCCAGACGUCCGUGGCGGCCCUGCGCACCGCCUGCCACCUGGGAUCCGCCCGGCGGCCGCCCCGGGCAGAUGACCGGCUGGCCACACCCACGCGCGGGGACACGGCUUCGUGGCCGGGGAACGAGCUGCGUGGCCUCGAGGCGGUGGGGCCGGGAGAAGGCAGGCAACCCCAGAAGGAAUCGCUUCCAGAUUCCGUUUGUAGGAUAGUCUCAAAAUGUCAAA